ACCAUCCUGAACAGCUGUGCCACAACGUCACUGCAUACUUACCAGGGUCAGGUUCUUAGAGUCUUUGGGCACCACUUCAGCUCCAGUGCACCACCUUGCUGGCAGUGACUCGAGUGAGAAUGUAUUAAUCCACUGAUGCUGCAAAGAUGGUUCGUUACUUCACAACGGCUGGCACCUGACUGGACCUGUUCCCGGCAAUCAGUAAUCUAAAAGAAACAAAUUGUCGUGGAUCUGUUGCCGUAAGCUGGCAAGGAUAGCAACGUCAACCAUAAGCGAAAUUAUAGACUAUAGUAUUUGAACAAACACAUACGGUCAAACGGUAUAUCAAUAUGACUAUUAUCAAAUACUUUGAUACGCCGCAUAUUAUUCGUUUUGGUAUGACCAACCACGACCCUGGAAAGAGCGAAAUGCAACUUUGGAGAAACGGCGUCAAAUUCAUCAUCGAGAUUGAUCAAGCCAAUGUCAAAGGAACCGACUUUGAGCGGCAGUGGCUUCCCCUCCUCGACCCGGAGCCGCUUUUCCUACACGCCCAGCGCUGGAAUGAGCUCUGCGGCCUGGUAAUUUCUCAGUGCAUGGAUACCUUGCAAGAGCUGGCCCCGAACAAACCAUACUGGACCAACCUCUACGAGUAUUUCCAUGUUGCAUCAUACGUUUUGCGGCUGCAUGGUGCUCCAGAAUCAAAAGCGACUUCCCCGCAGGUGGUCGUCGUCCGAGAGCCAGGCUCCCCCACGAUUACAUGUGCCUACGAGAUGCAGCCCGCCGCGUGGUGCACAUUUGCCGUGCCAGACGACCUUCCCGUUUUUGACUCUCGGGCAGUCAUUCCUGUGGAUCAUGAGCAUAAUUUCAAAAGGCCUCCCCACAAGGUCCGCCUGCCUGACGGAAAACUGGCGUUUUUUCUCGCGUGUACGGUUACGUGGCAGCAGCGGCACCAGGAUGGAUCAUCAUCCGAGUCCAUGAACGAGUCUCACCAGUCGAUUGCGUCUUAUCUCCGCCUACACGGCCUAAAGAUUCCACGUAAUGGGUCUUAUGCACGCAUUCCCAAGGUGCUUGGGGUGGUCUCUGAUAGUAGUGACCCCCAGCAUGCCAUCACAAACAUGCAAGGCGGGGAACGAGAAAGACAAAUGGCAGGAAUUCUUCUCGAAUGGAUUGACGGGUUCCGUUUGAUUAACUUGGCAAGCCAAAACUCUAUCUGCCAUAUCGAUGAGUCCAAUCAUGCAGAGUGGAGUGAGCAGCUGAAUGCAAUCAUACGGGAACUGCACCGUCGUGGAGUUUCUUCUCUCGGAGUUGAUAUCAGCCCAUUCGAUGUCAUCAUUGACCGGGAUGGUGGCCAUGCAUGGCUGACUGGAUUUGUCGAUGUUAAAUUCUCCUCGGACGACCAUGACGACAACCGCAGUGCAGCAGAUGUCGAUGAGUUGGAGCGGAAGCAAAUGCAGCUUGUAUUUGAUCGCUGGCUGAGUGAAGAAACAGGAGUGUCUCGAUCAUCUGAAGAUCCAGAAGAAUUUAGAAAAGGCGCGGUGUCCAGAUGGUUUGCCAUAUCAGAUGAUGGCUUGCUUUGAGAUGUAGCUACAGAGGCAUUAUUCUUUAUUUACCUUGUUCAUCUUCUUUAUACGGUGGUAGAUUGUUAAGCCAGGCCAGGGCCAUGGCACCAUGUAGUGACAUGUGUUAAACUAGAUUAUCCUGGAACUCCAUGUCACACCCACACACAUAUCACUCCUUUUUUCUGUACACAGUGUACAGCGCACCAUGCCUGGUG
This is a messenger RNA of Xylona heveae TC161, 1753 nucleotides long. RefSeq lists its product as hypothetical. Bases 330 to 1556 code for a protein of 408 amino acids. The record is from RefSeq and is a predicted model, not a curated record. Lineage: Eukaryota; Fungi; Ascomycota; Xylonomycetes; Xylonales; Xylonaceae. The transcript is spliced from 2 exons.